Molecule: messenger RNA, 1263 nt
Organism: Haemonchus placei
Lineage: Eukaryota; Metazoa; Nematoda; Chromadorea; Rhabditida; Trichostrongylidae
Source: the annotation of a GenBank genome assembly
AUGAAAUCCAGUGGUGACCCUUUGAAUUUAACCGAUGUCACGGGUCUAUUCGUCGAUACGAGUGCCGUCGCCGUCGAUGUCUCAUCCAAAGGAAAUCCACCCGAACCGAUUUUUUCUGAUUAUCUCGAAAUGACGUCACUAGUUUUGAUGUUUAUUAUUGGUGCUCCACUUAAUCUGGCUGCUUACACACAGCUGGCCGAACGACCAAUGGCAAGUCGAUUGGAUCUACUGAAACGACACCUCAACUAUACAGAUUUGUUGGUGAUUUUCAUAUACGUGCCUUCAAGGGCAUGUUGGCUGCUCACUUACGAUUGGCGAGGAGGAGAUCUAUUGUGUCGAGUGGUAAAAAUGAUGCAUACGGUAGCUUUUCAGUCCUCGUCAAACGUCAUUGUUUGCAUCGCUCUAGAUCGACUUUUCUCAGUUUUCUCGGCAACACGACAUUCUCCUGAUAAAGCCAAUCGUCGCAUUAGAGCGAUGCUAGCCGCAGCAUGGGCGACAGCCAUCAUCAUUGGACUACCCCAGCUGGCCGUAUGGCGAAGUUACGUGCCGUUCCAACAUAUUAAUUGGAGUCAAUGCUUACAGAUCUGGGAAAUCGCCCGUCUGGAAAAUCCUUCCAUAAAAGGCAAACUCUUCGAUGCUGAAUCCUGGUAUUCAAUUGCUCACAUAGGACUGAUUUUUUGGAUUCCAGCAUUAAUAGUUGUGAUCUGCUACGUAAUUGUUCUGUCGUGGGUGUUCGUGAAUUCCCGCCCGUCAAUCUCAAGAGGGGGAAAUCGUAAUGGAUCGCUCCAAACCGGAUGCGAAACGGUGGAUACCGUACUCACCAGAACUUCAGAAUGGAAUCCAUUGAAAACGUUUUCUCUUCCGAAGAUGAAGGACGUGAAAGACGAGAAAUGCCUCGUUCCGCCUCGAAUUGUCGUUUCGGACGAGUCAUCACUUCCGCUGACAACUCGUCCAUCGAUUGCGUCCAGCGAAGCCAGCGCUGUCAUCAGGACCAGUGUCCACAAUAGCCAGUCGUACCAUGCCAGUGUGAAUAGAUCGAGAGCAGUACGCGUCUCAUUCCUGCUCGUUGCCGCCUACAUCAUUUGUUGGUUACCAUAUAAUCUGCUAAGUCUUGUACAUCUGAUUGAUAAGGAACUGUUCAGCAGUAGUUUCAACAAGUUCUACUUCCUGCACGAAUUCAUGGUAUUCAACUCGGUCGUCAACCCAUACCUAUAUGGGUUAUUCAGCCGUUCAGAUAAAAUACGACGACGAAAUCACGAGUAA